GUUUUGGUUUGUAUGCUACUGAUUGCUAAGAAGCAGAAAAUCACUUUUGGGUGUGAUUAAUAUAAUAUACAGUAUUAUAAUUAUUGAGCAUGAUGUCAUGAUGAUUGCUUACACUAUAGGCCUAGUAUUAUAUAUGCUGACACUUUCACCAGUGUUAUGUCAGUCUUUAAACGCUGAUCAGACAUGUACCGGUCCUAAUGAGUAUAUUGACAAGAAGACGGGAAAUUGCACCAUGUGCCCUACGACCUGCCCACCUGGUUAUGGGUACUUUGAGUAUCCAUGUGGUUAUGGAACGAUGAAAACAGACAGGUGCUACCCAUGUGAAGAUGGAGAAACGUACAGUGCUGCAGAUGAUAGCAACCGAUGUUACCCCUGUAACCCCUGUCAUAAUCACGAAAAAAUUAAAAAUUGCACAGUAACUGCCAAUGCUGAAUGCCCGGCAUGUGUACAUGGGUAUGGUUGGGACCAAUUCAGGGCAGUCUGUAAGGACUGCGAGCAUGCAAGAAGGGAACUCCCAGGAUGUGAAAAACCUCCAGAAGUGAUGGUAACUGAACACCGUGUACAUAGAGCAGUCUGUAAAAAUGUUCCCGAGCAGUCGCUUCCCGACCAGUAUUCCUGGUUCCUGGAUGAUGAAAUUCUUGACACAUCCGAUGAAAACAAGUUUGUAUUAAAAGGAAAUAAGUUGCUUAUAUUAGACCCAGACGUAGAGGACUAUGGUGUUUAUACGUGCAGAGCAGAAUGGAAUGCCAAUGAAGACCGCAACUUUGAUAUUAUGAAAAUGAGUUCCAACAAAGUAGAGACUUUCCCUACAGAAGAGCAUGGAGAGAUCAUCAGUGAAGAUACAGUAACAGAACACAUGCUUUCCACUAAAAAAGAAUGUAUAGAUGACAAUGAUGGAGAUGCAGCAAAAACUGUUAUUAAUUGUCAUCCUUGUUUACAUCACUGGAUUUCAUGGAUAAUCAUUAGUAUAAUCUGCUUGCUUCUUCCAAAUGCAUGGUUUUAUAACAAGGUCAAUUGCAAAAGUAAAUACACUACAGGAAGUCCAUCACAAAUCUUGGUAUACCAGACACAAACUCCCUUGCCCACACAACAUAUACCUACUCAUGUACCUCUCCUGAGACCUGAACCCCAAAAUUUGUCCCUUCAUGAGGAUGUGGAAUCGGCAAAAACACUUGGUCAUAUUCAAGAAUUAAAAACUAGCAAUCAAAUGGAUUAUACUGAUGAUCAUGUAAUGGUUACCCAGGUUACAGAAGAAAAGUGUACAAGACAACCUGAAGAAAAAAUUGAAAAUAUAUACAAGAAAACUUUGGGAUGUUCCUCAGGUUUGUAUUAUCAUGAACUUGAUGUGGAAACGAUUGAUUGGUUGACAUUGCUGCUUAACCCACACAAAAAUCCAGACCCACCAAUUAAGUAUUGGAUACACCUUGCAAGUAAACUUGGUACAGACCAGGCCACGAUAAAUUCUCUUGGGACAUACAAACGUUUUCAUGAGUAUCUAUUUACGAAAGAUGUGUCAAUGCAAAUAUUUUUAGAAGCUCUGUGGACAGUUGGAAAUCAUCAGGCGACUAAAGUUGUCUGCAAGGCAGUGAUGAAAAUGCACAAAAAUAGAAAUUAAAUGAUUAAAAUGAAUGGUGAGUUUAUGUUUGUUUAAAAAAUGAUUUCAGUAAACUUCUGUUCACACUUGUCUUCCUUGAUAAAUAUUUGUGAUAUGUCCAUAUGAUUGGUGGUGUCAUAUCACACUCAUAGUGUGAAAAAAGCCUAAGGCAUAAUUUUUGGGAUGACAAGGUGAUCUGAAAAUGUCGACAGUCUUCACUAGAUAGUUUCUCAAUAUGAAAUAGGGAAGGAAAUUUAUAAAUUUGUAAAUUCAUUAUUUUAUUCUUUAUACUGCCAAACAUGUAAUUGUUGUAUUGUCUUUAUGCCAGCAUAUUUUAACAUAAAUGUCACUCAUAUAUGAUACAGUAUUUGUCCCAUAUGUUCAUAAGCCCCUAUCGCAGUGGACUUAAUUUGGUCAAAUUAACCGAGUCACUGGCUAAAUUUACAAAAAAAAAUCCAAUCCGAACGUCGGUUACAAUUCCCUCAGGGUUAAAUUAACCAAGCCGAAUGGUUAAUUUUACCCACCUCAGCCUGCCCAGUAAAACUUACCACGGUCUCGGUUAAAUUAACCAUGUUGGUCAAGAAGUCCAAUCCGAAGGUGCAACAUGGUUAAAACUUCUUCCAUGUUGACACCGCUCGAACAAAACUGGAAGUUGAAGUCACAAACUAGCGCCCUCAAUAAUAUUUUUUAUACACAAGGUUAAAUCUUGGUAAAACUAUGGUAAAACUAACCGCGUGAAUAAUCCAAGUGCGAACAAUGGUGAAAUGUACCCAUGACUUAGGUUAAAGUUACCCUGGUUAAAUUUACCAUUUUUUAAAUCCAGUGCGAACAAGGUUAUAGUGUGAACAUAGCUAAAUUACAUUCCUUGAUGGGAGCUAACAUGUCAAUCAAUUCUAUUAUUUAUUUACUUUUUUUUGAAUGAAUUACCCGAUCAAUUGAAAAAUCUUCUAAGUGCUUUAUAAAUAUAUAAUUACAUUUGUUUCUUGCAUUUUCCGAAUCUGAAAUAUAUGCUUAGUUUGAUUUUAUAUUCUAUAUUUUUUAUUUUCUUUCUGAUAUUUUUAAUUUAUCAUCUCAUUGAAUAAGUUAAUUAUUGAGACACAUUUGUUGUUGUGUAUGAGACCUCGCAUUAAAAACUUAUUACAGUGGGGUACCUUUUUCACAAUACUGUGGUAUUUAAUAUAUAGUUUACUGUAUUGUGAAAUAUUAAAUAUUUACAGUACUGUUCACAGGGGUCCCAAGUUGAAAGAAGUCUCUUCUGUGAGAUCCGGUAAAUGAGCUUUUUGAACAUAUAUUUUAUUUUAUUUUGCUGCGAAUGGUGAUACCUAUUGGCACUGACUUCCAUGAAACAAUUGAAAAUAUUUUGAAUUUGAGAGAGAUGGGUUAUUUUCCGGGAGGUUCUUGCGGGUGUGCGGGAGGCCAUUCAGAUUUCCAGGCGACUUCCAACUUGGGAUGCCCUUGUUUCUGUUAAUACCUAUGUAUAAAAUUAUAGUAUAUUAUGUUGCAUUAUGAUAAACAAGAUGUAUAUCUAUUUAUUCUUCAGAUAUGGACAAUAGUGUCAAAGAAUUACAGUAUAUUAUAGAUAUUUUUUAAAAAUAUAUUUUUGAAAUAAUGAAUGUUGAUGGAUAGGUUAAUAAAAAUACAAGGCUAAGUAAUCAGCUAAAGACACUGUUGGAAUGCUGCCACCAUCAGCUCUCUUAAUCAUUCUGCUUUAUAGGAUUUAUAAUUUGUUUGCCUUUGCCUACUUGUUAUAUAAAAUUGAGUUUAUUCAUGGUUUGGUGGUAAGAUACCCAUCCUUCAAUCCAGGGUCCUGGGUUUAAAUGCUGUUAAAUCUGUUCUCGUGAUUUGAUUUAUGUGCAGUACAUUAUUCAAAAUGCUACUAUGCAUGCUGUGGAAGCAUAAGAAAAAUGAUGGUUUUCUGUGAAUUUGCUGCCGGUCCGAUUUUGCAUUUUGAGCGUAUUCUGGUACACACUGGUCUCAUUCGAAGUUUUAUAAUUAACGGAUCAGUGGUGGAUCUGAGGCAUCUUCAUGCCAUGCUAUUGGGAGCCAUCGUGAUUUCAAUCUAACUACUGCCGCACAUAUACUCUGUUUACUUGAGUAACAAUAAAUAAUAAUGGGUGUACUCGUAACCUAACACUCAAAAAUGCGACCUUAGACCAGAGCAGCUCUGAGAAAUUUGACCAUCAUACUAUAUUAUAAAAAGUUAUUCUUGCAAUUGCAAAGACAAAUAACAGAAAAAUGUCUACAAAAUGUAUGGCUUGAUUCUUACCGUAUUUAUUCAAAUAAACGCCCCGGGGCGUGUAUUGUUAAGAAGGGUUUUUGAGGGAGCGUCUAUUUGAGGGAGCCAAAUUCGAAGGAGGCGUUUAUUUGUUUUGGUGCAAAAUGGAUAUGUAUACUCAGAUAUACGCCCCUUAUUUCACUGUUAAUGUAAUGAUACAGCAUUACUGACAAAAAAUGUGUUAUUGCGUGAUCAUACUGACUUAUUGAUCCCAACCAUGUUAGAAAAGAUGUAAUUCUGCAGAACAUUAAUUGAAUGUGUUGAGAAUGAUGUUGCUUCCAUUGGAUUUGUUUAGUCAUUUAGGGUGAAGGGGGAAGGGGGGGAGCGUGAUUUAUUAGAGGAAAAUAAGAGCCUUGGGUCGUUCAUUCGAGGGAGGCGUUUAUUCUAAAUGAGGUUCUAGAUGGGGCGUUUAUUCAAAGCUGGGUGUUUAUUCAAAAAUAAAUACGGUAAUUACGUUGUCUGCAAAUUUUUCAUGGAUGUCCUUAAUAUCUUUGAUAGUUAAUUUACACAUUUGAAAUGUGUAGAUGUUUCUGAAGAGAGAUAUAAUUGGUUUUUUGUUUUGAUUCAUUCUGUUCUAAAGUUUUGUAUCAAAAUGAAAGGCAGCCAAACUCUAAUUUGAAUUAGAGUGGGGGUAUUAAUCUAUUUAGUAAGGUCAUUUAAACUUAUUGAGUGACAGCUGAAAUGGGUUAAAAUGAGGACUGAUGAAUUUACAAGUGUUGGACAUUCCAAAUCAAACCAUGAAAAAGUACUAAACAUGGUUUUUGUAAUUUAAAUACAGUAUACAUUUUUAUAAAGUAAUAAUUUUGCUUCCACUGUGCAAACGUAUUCAGUAAUUGAGUCUGUUUUGUGUAUAGCAACCUGCAUUAAAUGUAUACCAUACUGCCAUCUAAAAUCGAAUACUAAAGAUUGAAUUUCUAAUUUUUUUAUCAGUAGGUUAACUUUUAACUGAAAAAAGAAAUCCCUUACCAUGAACAUUUAAGUACUCUAAUAUGAUUCAUUUAUUCUUUUUAUUAUAUGUAGUAAAAUAUUUGUAAAUCAUUAGUUUAUUUCAAUAUUGAGACUUGUUUGGUAACUUGUUAUUUUGAUUUUCUUGACGUUUAGGGUGUUAAUUAUAUUUAGAUCUGUCUAAACGUCCUAUCAGUUGUUGACUCUUUGUUUCUGAGUGCAGUGAGUAUGUACUGCAGACACUACGUCCCUACCAAAUCACAUGCUUGAAACUUUGUCUCAGAAAUACUGGCAUAGUGUCCGAUAUGGGGUAGUUUUGCAUCUACUGUAUAUAUUGUAUUUUAAAGUAGUUAAGAUUCUGUUUAGCUGUUGUCCUAGGUAAGACGUUAAACUACAUCCGGUUGAGUUAAGGCGAAUAUAGUGGCAUCCUCUUUGGAAGGGCACUCCUCGGAGUCAAUGACCAACCAUGUAGAAUUAUUUUUGUUUUUGUUAAACAUUGUUCAUUUAUUUCUUAAUAUUUACAUUCAAGUACAUACUGUUGGAUUAUGUGCUAUAUAAAUACAUUAUGAGGCACAUUUCUUUUACAAUUUAAUAAUGGUAGUUACCGCAAGACGGUUUAGAGUUAAUCAUUAUAUGUACUGUAACAUUUCUUAUAAUAUGGAAAAAGUAUCUCUUUAGAGAAUAUGUCAUCGUCUGUAUUUUAAGGUAUUUAAGAUUUUGAUCAGCUGUUGUCCUGGAUAUGACGUUAAACUAACAUUUGUUAUGUAAAAUAAUGAAGUGGGGAGACUCGAUGAUUAAGUGAUUGGGGGCCUCUAGCUCGCUAAGUAAGGUGAUAUGAGGUGAUUUUUAUGUACAGGACUUGAGUGGGAUUUCUUGCUUCGAACAUUUUUAAUGGAGGUUGGGGUUUUUUAAGGGGCAACCUGCGCACCCCUAGAUACGCCACUGUAAUCAUAUGUCGACUGAAGUUUCUGAAGUAGUAUGUACUUAGUGUGCAUACCCUUGUUGGCUGUAGACAGUGUCAAGUACAGUAUAGACACUGGCAUUUGCCAAUUCAUGGGUAUGGGGGUGUAUAUUAUGUCUGUCUCUAUUCAACUGUAUUCCUUCCCAAGGGUCAUCUCAAUGAUCAGUGGCGGAUUCAGGGUCCUCCCUUAUAAAUUUUUCAAAAAUAUUUUUUAAAAAUGGAGAAAAAAAGAAAAUUAUAUUCGGCCAUCUGCCAUACUUCAGCCCCAACUAUGGUGGGGCUCAGAUGGUUUAGUCCCUUCAUCUGUCAAAGUACCUCCAUUUUGAACUCAUGGAUCCGCCACUGAUGUCAUCCUAAAGUCAGUUCUGUGUGUUGAUAUUGAAAUGUAUUGAAGUGUUUUGUAUUACAUACCGGUAACACUUUUUAGAGUGUUGACUACGUAUUCUUGCUGUAAUAUUUCAUGUAUUCUUAUAUUGUAUUCCGACCUAAGUUGUCAAUUAAAUGCUUCAAUUCUUGUACAUACA
This is a messenger RNA of Anneissia japonica, 6299 nucleotides long. RefSeq lists its product as uncharacterized. The record is from RefSeq and is a predicted model, not a curated record. Gene Ontology annotation, molecular function: protein binding. The transcript has 12 exons. Bases 98 to 1615 code for a protein of 505 amino acids. NCBI's taxonomy places the organism in Eukaryota, Metazoa, Echinodermata, Crinoidea, Comatulida, Comatulidae.